Molecule: messenger RNA, 888 nt
Organism: Nothoprocta perdicaria
Lineage: Eukaryota; Metazoa; Chordata; Aves; Tinamiformes; Tinamidae
Product: zinc finger protein 22-like
Exons: 3
Coding region: 1-888 (295 amino acids)
Biological process (GO): regulation of transcription by RNA polymerase II
Molecular function (GO): DNA-binding transcription factor activity, RNA polymerase II-specific; RNA polymerase II cis-regulatory region sequence-specific DNA binding
Source: RefSeq, a predicted model, not a curated record
AUGAUGAUGAUGAUGAUGAUGAUGCUCAAUGAAGGUUUCAGGCUCCUGAUGUACCAUUAUACAAAGACAGUGUGCUUGGUUUAUUGUCAGGUUACAGAACAUUUGAAUAUUGAAGAAGUGAACCGUGUGAAGAUGGCUGCUCCUGUGAAAUUAUUGGAGCCUCCACUUAAUGAGCCGCAGUCUGAUUUUGAAAAGCCAUCUCAGGAAGGGGCAGAAGAAAGCAAAAAACCACAGCUCAACUAUGAGCUAUUCUCUGUUGCUAAAGAAGAUCUCCAGUUCCUUCAAGAGAAGGCAGUUGAUAGACUUGAGGAAGAAACAGAGAAUCCUGAAGAGGAAGGUCCUGGGCAUACAGAAGUGCCUAAGGUAUCAUCAGGACAUCAAAGGGAAGGCAUCUUCCAAAACAGUGACCUAGCUUGUCAGAAGGGUGAAAUGUCUCAAAAAAACAAUUUAGAAAGACCCUCUGAGAACAAAAAGACAGGGGUCUCCAGAAAGAGAUGCUGUAAUUUAAGAGACUUACGAGACACUGCAGUCUCAGAGAGAACCUCACAAGAACAGAGUCCUCACCAGUGCACUGUAUGCAGCAAGAGCUUCAGCCGCAGCUCCAACCUCCUCCAGCAUCAGCGUGUCCAUGCAACAAAGAAGUCCUACGAUUGCAUAGAGUGUGGAAAGAGCUUCAGCCGCAACUCUGCUCUGAGUCAGCACCGUGAGGUGCACCGCGGCGAGCGCAUGUUUCAGUGCACGGACUGUGGUGACCACUUCACCCGCAGCUCCAGCCUCACUCUCCAUCAGAAAACUCACCUGGGGGAGAAACCUCACGUGUGCAAACCAUGUGGGAAGCGCUUCCGCAAUGUUCUUGAGCUGAUGUCUCACCAACAGCUACACACCUGA